AUGGAACAAGACAAAACAGUUAGGGAUCUGUUCCCGGCCCUGGCUGUACAAUUGGAAAGGGCGACAAGCGAAACGCCAUCCGUUGAAUCGGAUGGUUCAGCCAUUUCAGUUGUGCAAAGCCCGACACCACGGGCUAACACACUGCAGGAUUCUGCCACUGCCCAGGGCUCUGGCUCUGUCUCUCGUUUACCCCAGUCUGAUAUUGCUCUGUCCACCACUCCCUACCCUUCUCUAACCACCGAAUUCCACCAAUCUAACGGCAAACAUAUUUCGCCGGUAUCUCCUGUGCAUGCGCUACCUCAUACACCUUUGCUCUCGUCCAAUUUAGAGAACAAAGUCGAGUCUUCUCGGCAGAACAUCAGUUCUCGUGGGACAACUCAAGUUCCGACCACUCCUGUUAGGUCGACUGGAGUCCCACCUGCUCCAGUUGGAGGGGAUUCUGAGGAGUACUUCCCUACUGCGAGUAACACUGUUUCUUCUCAUGGUAAGCACUGUUCUUUCAUCCCAACUCGCGAUUGUCAGAGCACUAAUACAGGUUCCACCAUUGCAGGUAAACGCGCUAAGGACGUGACUCCCACUGUCGUUCCUAGGUUAAAACUUGUUGUCAACGAACCUGAGGACUCCACGAAUGCAAGUGAAUCUCCCAAGGACGUGACUCCCACUGCCACUCCUAGAUUGAAACUUGUUGUCAACAACCCUCCUGAGGACUCCACGAACGCAAGUGAAUCUCCCAAGGACGUGACUCCCACUGCCACUCCUAGAUUGAAACUUGUUGUCAACAACCCUCCUGAGGACUCCACGAACGCAAGUGAAUCCCCCAAGGACGUGACUCCCACUGCCACUCCUAGAUUGAAACUUGUUGUCAACAACCCUCCUGAGGACUCCACGAACGCAAGUGAAUCUCCCAAGGACGUGACUCCCACUGUCAUUUCCAGAUUGAAACUUGUUGUCAACGACCCUCCUGAGGACUCCACGAACGCAAGUGAAUCUCCCAAGGACGUGACUCCCACUGUCAUUUCCAGAUUGAAACUUGUUGUCAACGACCCUCCUGAGGACUCCACGAACGCAAGUGAAUCCCCCAAGGACGUGACUCCCAUUGCAAUUCCUAAAUUAAAACUUGUUGUCAACAACCCACCUGAAGACUCCACCUCAGAGUCGGAUACCUCUUCAGGCUCCGCGAAUGCAAGUGAAUCCCCCAAGGACGUGACUCCUACUGCCACUCCUAGAUUAAAACUCUUUUGCAAACCGAAGCCUCGUCGGUCCACCUUGGAAUCUAUUCCCGAAACUGUUGAAUCCGACCCCGCUAGCAGCGAGCAUCUUUCGUCCCCUACCAACCUCGGAAAUCAAUCGUCCAAUAUGGAUCCACAUAAGCCUCGUGCUGAAAGCACCUCUUAUGACGAGUCUCCUAAGCCCAGUUCAAGCAAGCCCAGUUCAAGCUCUGACGAAGCUCCGUCCCGCGACGCUGGCAACCUGUCUCCAUUGAAUUUCGUCCCAACCCCUGCAAUGAACUCUUCACUCGAUCCAGCCAUGGACCCUUCAAUGGGCCCUUAUAUGGAUCCUUAUCAGCCAACUGAUCCAGCAGUUAUGCCAGGGAUCUCCCCGUUCGAAGACCCAAAUGUCGCCCCAUCCACAUUCGUAUUCCCCGAAGAAACUCCUGACUACAGCAGCGUGCCCAUCGACCCAAUGGGUGUGUACACCCCGGAGCAGUAUGCACGCAUCCUGGCGUCUGAGCAGGACCUCCUGCGUGAAAUGGCUGACAUGCAUACCGAUACUCCAACAUCUGUGUAUGACCGGAGAGUAGAGCAGCAGCAAUACACCACAGUUGCCGAUCUGGACCGUAUCUUUGCUGAGAUGGAAGCUGCCUGUGAUGGCAUAGAUAUUCUGCAACCUGAAUAUUGGGCUGCUAUCGGCCGCGAUCUGUCUGGUCCAUCUCAAUCUGGUGUACUUGCGUCCAACCAACCCACCCAUGCCCAAUCGGCAUCUCAGACCCAGCAGUCAGUGGAGAAAGCAGAACAAGGGUCAGCCAAAAGGCGUGCGCGACACAGAUCACGCAAAGCAAAGAGCUCGACCCCAGAGCCAUCAAGCAUGAUUUCCACCAGAACUUCAGUCUCGAACCAGCGCGGUAGCGCCUCAUCCCGGACGAAGACAGUGAGCCCUCCACCUGCAUCGAUCCAAACAAGCCGUGAUUCCAAGGACCAAGCCGCGACACCACCCGCAAAGACCUCAAAAUCAUCUCGACGCCGCGCCAAAAACAAGACAAAGACCGAGGCCGAUACUCCAGAGGUCCCGGUGAGUCUCUCCCCACGCCGUCUGCGCAGCUCCGGUGUCAUGCCGACGACCUCCAGCGCAAAGAAGAACCCCCAGGGUAACCCAACGCCAGAGUCAUGGGAGACAGCACCUAAGGCCGACAAGAUGAUGUCCCAGAUGAAAGAGGCGUCAAUGUCAUGGUCGGACAUCACAGAAGCUUGGAAUGACAACCGAAAUGAAUCGGAUGACGAGAUGUCAUGGCGAGCACUGAGCAAGCGCUGGGGACGAAUCAGGGAGAGAAUUGGUCCGUGGCCCGGGUUUGACGAGCUUCUACUGGAUACCUUGGGAGCGUUCAAUCCGAAGCUGGAUGAUGACGACUUUGCGCAGAUUGCCAAUGAGGUUUCGAGUGGACUUGGCUGGGAAGUUUCCAGCGAGGCUUGCCAAGUUCGAUACAAGGCCCUCAAGGAGUCUGGCAAGAUCGAUGUGAAGGGGAAGGGGAGGGCACGGAAGUAA
This is a messenger RNA of Penicillium verrucosum, 2760 nucleotides long. RefSeq lists its product as uncharacterized. NCBI's taxonomy places the organism in Eukaryota, Fungi, Ascomycota, Eurotiomycetes, Eurotiales, Aspergillaceae. The record is from RefSeq and is a predicted model, not a curated record. The transcript has 4 exons. The coding region runs from base 1 to 2760 and encodes 919 amino acids.